Ostreococcus lucimarinus CCE9901 is the source of this 1644-nucleotide messenger RNA. RefSeq lists its product with no specific name. The record is from RefSeq and is a predicted model, not a curated record. Gene Ontology annotation, molecular function: malate dehydrogenase (decarboxylating) (NADP+) activity; malate dehydrogenase (decarboxylating) (NAD+) activity; NAD binding. The transcript has a single exon. Gene Ontology annotation, biological process: pyruvate metabolic process; malate metabolic process. Bases 1 to 1620 code for a protein of 539 amino acids. NCBI's taxonomy places the organism in Eukaryota, Viridiplantae, Chlorophyta, Mamiellophyceae, Mamiellales, Bathycoccaceae.
AUGACGCGCGUGCGCCGCGCCAUGGAGGCGUUCCGCGCGAUCGCGGACCCGCUCGAGCGCUACGUCUACCUGCGCGAGCUCCAGCGCGCGAGCGCGGAGACGUUUUAUCGCGCGCUCGUGCGCGAACCGCUCGAGCUCAUGCCGUUCGUGUACACGCCCACCGUGGGCGAGGCGUGCGAGAAGUAUCACCGCCUGGGCAUCGAGACGAACGGGGUGUACAUCACGGCGGACGACGCGGGACGCGUGGGGGCGAAGCUGCGAGGACACUGGGAUCGGGCGGCGGCGGCGCGCGCGAGGGCGCGCGAGGGGCUCGACGGCGAAGCGGCGAAGCGACGAGGGGUCGAUCGUCGCGCGCGCGCCGACGACGGCGUCGCCGUGGCGGUGGUGACGGAUGGAGAACGGAUCUUGGGGCUCGGUGAUCUCGGCGCGGGCGGAAUGGGGAUCAGCGAGGGGAAGAUUUUGUUGUACACGGUGUGCGCGGGCGUGCGGCCGUCGGCGUGUUUGCCGGUGUGCCUGGACGUCGGGACGAAUAAUCAGAGAUUGCUGGACGACCCGAAUUAUAAAGGAUUGCGACGGACGCGGCUGAAGGGGGAGGCGUACGACGCGCUGGUGGACGAGUUCAUGCGAGAGAUGCGGGCGUGGCAGCCGAGGUGUUUGGUGCAGUUUGAGGAUUUCGGCAACGCGAACGCGUUUCGUAUCUUGGAAAAGUAUCGCACGACGGGACCGUGCUUCAACGAUGACAUUCAAGGCACCGCCGCGAUCACGCUCGCGGCGCUGCUCAGCUCGUUGCGAGCGACGAAAGGGAAACUGGAGGAUCAAAAGGUUUUAUUUUACGGCGCCGGCGAGGCGGGCGUCGGCAUCGGCGAGCUCAUCGCCAUGGCGAUGGAGAAGACUGGGAUGUCGCACAAGGAAGCCAUGGAGCGAUGUUACUUCAUGGAUUCCAAGGGUCUGGUUUGCAAAAGUCGUCUGGAUGGAUUGCAGCCGCACAAGGUGGCGUUCGCGCACGACGUCGAGUAUCAGCCCGAUUUACUGUCGGCGAUUUCCGCCGUCAAGCCCACGGCGUUAAUCGGCGUGAGCACGAUCGGCGGGGCGUUUACGGAAGACGUCGUCAAGGAAAUGUGCGCUCUGAACGAGCGGCCAAUCAUUUUUCCGCUGAGCAAUCCCACGUCGAAGUCAGAGUGCACGUUUGAGCAAGCCAUGGCUUGGAGCGACGGCAAAGUCGUCUUCGCCAGCGGGUCGCCGUUUGAUCCAGUCGUGCGCCCGCGAGAUGGCGUAAAAGUCUUCCCAGCGCAAGCGAACAACGCGUACGUUUUCCCGGCGCUCGGCUUCGCCGCCGCUCUCACGGGGGCGUCGCAAAUCACCGACGAUUUAUUCCUCGCCGCCGCCGAAUCGCUCGCGUCCAUCACAACCGACGCGGAGAUCGACGCCGGCCAUUUAUUCCCGGACAUGAACUCCAUCAGACAAGUCUCAGUAACGUUAACCGCGGAGAUUUGCGAGAUGAUUGUGAAAUCCGGCCUCGGUCGCGCCCCGAGCGGGGUGUCCACGCACGCGGACUGGUUGGCGUACAUCGAGUCGCACCAAUACGACCCGGGCGAGGAGCAACCGAUAUCCAAGCUCUAAGCUUUCGCACGCCGUAGCAUCGCC